AUGAUGAGGGCAUUCAGUUUCAGGCGUACACCUGCCUGUCCACUUGCUGUUAAUCGGAUUAUUCCUGUGCACCCCAGCCCAUUCACUACUUCAUUCCAAAGCAGGUCGGGAAACCUUAAACCUUGUUUGCCUUCCGCACCACGAGGCUUCCAGACUUUACCUGCUCUCAAAGAUAAAUGGAUCUCAUCGGAAAUUAUUGUCCACGAGUGCAAACAUCGCAAAAUAGAAAAAUGGGGCUGGGUUUUUUACCGCACCACGUAUAAGGAUGAUGAAGCCUGGGACAACUUCAAGCAAAGACUCAACUUUUCAGUGCGCUCAAUCAUCAGCUCUGACCCCCGUUCAGAAGUCAAUGAAGCUAUGUUCGAUAAACUUCAAUUUGUCUUUGUCGAAGAUAAAGCAAAGUUCGAUGGAGCUUCCAAGGAGGAGCUACGUUCCCACUUCCAAGAAUGGGUGACUAAGACCUUCUCCUCGGAGAAUCCAUGCGCUGAGAAGACGCUCAUUUAUGACGAUGAGCCUGUUCCAAGAUAUCGAUUCUUCUUCGAACUUGACGAGGAUGCAUUGCGUAGCUGUGGCGCCACAAGUUUGGGUCAUGCCAACUUUGUCGAUGGCUUCUGGGGGUCGUCAGGUCAACCCGGCUCUAGGAAUAUGAACUCUGCCUCAGAGGAGGAUUCCAAACAGCUGCAGGAUCAGAGGGAGGCCGUUGAAGGCUCUUCAGAUGCUGGCUGGAUGAGAAUGAACUUGGCGUUCUUAAUGGACCCCCAUUUCUACGCAGGCAUGAGUGGAUCGACGGAGGGUUUAUGGCGUUUCUUUUACGAGCGUCCACCUGCCUUAGUCCCGAAUACCAAGCUUAGUCGUCUGAUACAAUUUCAGAACAUGGCUCGAAGGACUCCUGCCUGA
Penicillium odoratum is the source of this 897-nucleotide messenger RNA. RefSeq lists its product as uncharacterized. Lineage: Eukaryota; Fungi; Ascomycota; Eurotiomycetes; Eurotiales; Aspergillaceae. The transcript has a single exon. Bases 1 to 897 code for a protein of 298 amino acids. The record is from RefSeq and is a predicted model, not a curated record.